UUGGUCUGCCUUUCAAGCGAGCCUUGGCUAGCGGACAACUGUUGUAAUUCACUGCAAUUCCAUGAAGUCGGGAGCAUCAGCCGCGUCGCCAACGGCGAAAAGCUUCAAUUUUGGAUCUUCCAGACUCUUAGCCUUGGCGCAGCAGCUGCGUGUAUACAAGCCGCCGCUUUCGUCAUCCUUCGACGAGAGGGAAGAGCUGCUUGCGUACAAGGAAAGCACCAGGAAAUCGAUAACCCACGUUGGGUUUCAGGAAUCUAUGGCUCCGGUGAGGUUCAGACCGAAGAAAGCUGCUGUCUUGAUAUGUCUCUUCGAAGGAGACGAUGGUGAUUUGCGUGUGAUUCUUACUAAGAGGUCUUCCACAUUGUCUACUCACUCAGGAGAAGUUUCUUUGCCAGGUGGUAAAGCAGAAGAGCAUGAUAAGGAUGAUGGGAUUACUGCAACUAGAGAGGCAGAGGAAGAGAUUGGAUUAGACCCUUCGCUUGUUGAUGUUGUUGCUUUCCUCGAACCAUUUCUAUCUCAGCAUCUGCUUAGAGUAAUUCCUGUGGUAGGAAUAUUAUGGGACAGAAAAGCAUUCAAUCCAACACCAAAUCCUGCAGAAGUGGAAGCCGUGCUUGAUGCACCCUUUGAAAUGUUUCUGAAGGAUGAGAACCGGAGAUCCGAGGAGUUUGAUUGGAUGGGAGAAAAGCAUUUGGUCCACUUCUUUGAUUACAAAACAGGAGAUAGUGAUUAUGUUAUAUGGGGCUUAACUGCAAGAAUCUUGAUUAGAGCUGCAACAGUGGUUUAUCAACGACCACCUGCUUUCAUUGAACAGAAACCUAACUUGAAGUACUCCAAAAUGAACCAGGCUACUCGUUUAUAUGGAUGGCUGAAGCCGCUGGCAAAUUUACAUGAAUCUUGUGAAAAUGGAAGAUUACUAGGUCAUGUCCCAGCAUACUGCUUGCGUUAUCUAGUUGGAAUAUCAUCAAGAUGAUCGUGUUUGUGCAUAUCUCAAUCGUUUGUGCUGAAAGACAAGCUCAUUCUUGGAAAGUCUUUCAGCAUGCUUUUUGGAUGACUCUGGUAUCGGAAAUCAACAGAUUUAAGUUAUCUAAUUCAUCUGAUGCAAGAGCAAAGGUUAAAAAGCUAAAGGGAAGGCUGCUGCGUAGAUCCAUCUUCUAGAUGCUUUGUUUAGCUCUUUCAUGUUCUAAUGUCUCAAGAGCCACUGAUGCAGGUAAUAGGUUUAGAGCCAUUUCUGAUUGAUUUGCAUCUAGGAAGGUGGUUUUGAUUCCGUGAAACUAAGCCAGUUGAUCUGAUGACAAGGAUACAAUUUGGAUGUGGUUUUCCUAGUGGACCUUUACCACAUAAUCAAAUAUUGGAUGUGCUCCUUGAAAACAUGGGUAGCUCCCGUUUUGCAAGAAGUGUGUUUUUUGGUGAAACCCCAACCAUUUGACCUGAAAGUAAAGCUCGUUCUUGAAAAAUCUGCCAGCAGGUGGGUAGUGCUUGUGCUGCUUUCUGAUGUUUUCCGGUUUUUCUGGUGGAACAAAUUAAUACAUCUGAUGCGAAAGAAAAGCUCGUUCUUGCCUUCUUGGAGAAUCUGGCAGCAUAGCGCUUUGUCAUGGUCAAUGUGUGUCUGAUAUUAUCUGGUUGGAAAUCUCAAUCAUAUGACCUGAUAGCAAAGGAGCAUUUGACUUCAGUUAAAAGAGCUACAGACACGCUGUUCUAAUAGGUCUGAGAUGAAAUUCCGUGUAACUUUGGUCUCCUGAAGAAGCCAAGUGGUCGAUAAAGCCAUCACUCGUCUUAUGGAACAAAGGAGAAUGCCUAAAUAUAAUGAAUCAACGUUGCCAAAACUAAGAUGGAUGAUAAACCUUAUAAGUUAGGGAUCAAAUUCAAUAAAAAAUAAACAAUGAGAAAAGUAAAACAGUACAUGUAUGAAGUGACACACGAGUGAAAAAGAAGACUAAAUCGUCUUAUUGUACUCCAAACAUUGAUCCUCUACAUUUCUUUAGGUUAUAUGUAAUUAUGCAUGCUACAACUUAAGCAUAUUGUCGUAAUUUAGUGAUAUAUUGGAGCCACAU
This is a messenger RNA of Arabidopsis thaliana (thale cress), 2051 nucleotides long. RefSeq names its product nudix hydrolase homolog 22 (gene NUDT22). The record is from RefSeq and is marked reviewed. Lineage: Eukaryota; Viridiplantae; Streptophyta; Magnoliopsida; Brassicales; Brassicaceae. The coding region runs from base 62 to 970 and encodes 302 amino acids. Gene Ontology annotation, molecular function: coenzyme A diphosphatase activity; hydrolase activity; guanosine-3',5'-bis(diphosphate) 3'-diphosphatase activity. Gene Ontology annotation, biological process: coenzyme A biosynthetic process; acyl-CoA metabolic process. Gene Ontology annotation, cellular component: chloroplast; cytoplasm. The transcript has 12 exons.